Pan troglodytes (chimpanzee) is the source of this 1348-nucleotide messenger RNA. It is a transcript of the gene TSLIG3C, whose product is annotated as family with sequence similarity 98 member C. Lineage: Eukaryota; Metazoa; Chordata; Mammalia; Primates; Hominidae. The transcript has 8 exons. Bases 94 to 1146 code for a protein of 350 amino acids. The record is from RefSeq and is a predicted model, not a curated record. Gene Ontology annotation, cellular component: tRNA-splicing ligase complex.
UGCCGCCGGACGCUGCGGGGAGCUCGUGCGCGCGGCGCUUUUGGGGCGGAGCCUGCCACCGGCCGCCAGGGGGCGCCCCGAGACGACACUUUCAUGGAGGCGGUGAAGGCGGAAGCGUGGGAGGGGGCCGCGGUGGCCCAGGACCUGCUGGCUCUGGGGUAUGGAGGUGUCCCGGGGGCGGCGUCGCGGGGCGCCUCAUGCCCAGACUUCAGGGGGCUGUGCGUGCGGCUGGCGGCGGAGCUGGGGACGCUGGGCGCCCUCGAGCAGCAGCGAGAGGCGGGCGCGGAGGUGCUGAGCGCCGGCGACGGCCCUGGCGCGGAGGAGGACUUUCUGCGGCAGCUCGGCAGCCUGCUGCGGGAGCUGCACUGCCCGGAUCGCGCGCUCUGCGGCGGGGAUGGCGCGGCAGCGCUUCGGGAACCCGGUGCCGGACUGCGCCUGCUGCGCUUUCUCUGCUCAGAGCUCCAAGCCACCCGCCUCCUGUGCCUGCGCUCUCUGCUGGAUCCGAGUCCUAGGCCACCCCUUGGUGAAGGGGUGGUGGAGGGGGCCGGCAUGGUCCAAGAACUGGACCUUACCCUCCAAGCCCUGGGGCUGCCCAGACCUGCACCAGGGACCCCCGCCAGCCAGCUGCUGCAGGAGUUGCAUGCUAAGAUCUCAGAGCUGCAGCCUUCUCUGCCCCCAGGGUCCCUGCAGCCCCUCCUCAGCUGCUCGCUAGAUGCACCCAGAUGGGAAGCGUUGGAGUCUCUGUCCCAAAGCCUCAGAGAUCAGUACCGCUGCCGCCGCUGCCUCCUCCUCAAGCGCCUUGACCUCACUACAUCUGCUUUCCACUGGAGUGACCGGGCAGAGGCCCAAGGAGAGGCCAUGAGGGCAGUGCUGAUCCCAAUUCGAGAGGUUCUGACCCCAGAAUCGGAUAUCUCCAUUGCACACGUUCUGGCUGCCCGAGCCGACCUGUCUUGUCUCGUCCCAGCCACCAGCGUGGCUGUCCGCAGAGGGACCUGCUGUGCCAUCAACAAGGUGCUUAUGGGCAACGUUCCAGACCGGGGGGGCCGCCCAAAUGAGCUGGAGCCUCCCAUGCCCACCUGGAGGAGCCGAAGAGAGGAUGGAGGCCCCCAGUGUUGGGGUCGCAAGAAGAAGAAGAAGAAGAAGUAAAGGGGGACUGGUGGUCGGGGGCGGGGGGUCCUCCAUGAGAUGCUAAUGCUAUCGGUAAUCUCUGGGGAGUCCGUUUAAGGCUUUCCUUGGUAUUUGGCACCCAAGCCCCCCAUCUCCUAUUCCUGAGUCCCCAAAUGCCCUGCUCCCAUUCACGUCAAUACCAAGAACCAUGUUCUCCAGAGAAUAAAUUUAAUUUAUGACA